Messenger RNA from Boeremia exigua, 824 nucleotides. RefSeq lists its product as uncharacterized. The transcript has 3 exons. The record is from RefSeq and is a predicted model, not a curated record. The coding region runs from base 99 to 824 and encodes 241 amino acids. NCBI's taxonomy places the organism in Eukaryota, Fungi, Ascomycota, Dothideomycetes, Pleosporales, Didymellaceae.
CACAGCAGAAACAGCUUUCCAGUGUUCGAUUUCACCUAUAAGCCAAUACAAACGGACUCUUUGCUCUCCAUUUCGAUUUGAACUUCCCAUCCUUCGCAAUGCAGAACUCCCUUCUUAUCCUUCUGGCUCUGGCGUCUACUGCCUUCACCAGUCCUCUUGAGACUUCUCUUGGCGAGAUAAAGACCCGAGAUAUCACCAUGCUCUCGGGUGAAGAAAGCAUUCUCUCCAAAAAUGCAGUUGGUGCCAUCUCCUCUAUGGAAUUUAUUGGCCCUAUUACCCCCGGCGGACCAGACGUUCAUCUUUUUGGGACGUCCAAAGCCAUCUACGAACAAAUCAUGGCACUGAACCCAGCCUACGACGUCUUUGACUUCCCAUCCGCUGCCGCCAAGCUUGAGGCCCAAGGCUUUACCAGGGAAAACAUUGGCGAAACUGACGUCCCCGCUCCUCCUGCCGUCUCUGUUACUGCCGCUCUCAAGGUUCGAAACGUACUGAAGCGUCAGGAUGGCAUCAACUGUAUGAAUCCUGAUCGAUAUGCCACCUACCCCGGUUGCACUGAAGGUAUCAAUUACCUUCGUCGCCUCGGAACGGGUGCAUGCGUUGCCGAAGCUAACAGCUGUGCGCGUGUGAGCUGCUCCUGGGAUUGUGGAAUGUGGUUGUGUGGCAAGCACGCUAGGAUCAGUGUUCACUGCCAGGACAUCGCGAAUGACGUCCAGAUCAUCCGUGCCAAAUGUUUCAAGAGAAGUGACAGCACUGGGCUUGUAUUUGCUGGAGGUAGGAGAGAGUUCUGGGGUCACAAUGUCGAGUUCAACUACAUCAACUGCUAA